GUUAUUGUGUGUGUGUGUGUGUGUGUGUGUGUGUGUGUGUGUGUGUGUGUGUGUGUGUGUGUGUGUGUGUGUGUGUGUGUGUGUGUGUCAGAUAGCGGAGCUGGUGGUGGAUAACAGCCGCUCAGCAGACGGUCAGGUGGAGGGUCUGACGGACGCCUUCACUGAGCUGGAGUUCCUCAGCAUGGUCAACGUGGGCCUGAGCUCUCUGAGCAAACUGCCCUGUCUGCCCAAACUACACAAGCUGGAGCUGAGCGACAACAACCUGUCCGGCUCUCUGGAGACGCUCUCAGAGAAAUGUCCAAACCUCACCUACCUGAACCUGAGCGGGAACAAGAUCAAAGAGCUGAGCAACGUGGAGGCUCUGGUGAGAGAAACA
Molecule: messenger RNA, 376 nt
Organism: Notothenia coriiceps (black rockcod)
Lineage: Eukaryota; Metazoa; Chordata; Actinopteri; Perciformes; Nototheniidae
Product: acidic leucine-rich nuclear phosphoprotein 32 family member E-like
Exons: 2
Biological process (GO): regulation of apoptotic process
Cellular component (GO): nucleus
Molecular function (GO): histone binding; phosphatase inhibitor activity
Source: RefSeq, a predicted model, not a curated record